GACCGUCGAGCUCGAGCCACAUCCGAUGCGCCGCGAGUCCCUGACCCAACCGGAGACGGAAGAGACCUCCGCCUCCGACGCCGGUCGACGACCAUGGCCCUGGCGGCUAUCUUCGUCUUCCUCAUCGUCUCCGCGCUGCAGCUGGUCGACCGCUACCUCGACCUCGCCAAAAAGAGGGGAUCACAAAGUGAUGAGCAGAUCAAACUGCGGCUUGAAAUCAAGCAACUUCUGAAGGAGGCAAAUGAGCUGUCAACGCCGUCCACAUUUGCACAAGCUGCUAAACUCAAGCGUCUGGCUGUUGCCAAGGAGAAGGAACUGACAAAAAUACAGGAACAGGACACUAAAGGGAAGCAAUCCUUAUAUGACAAGUACGGAAAAAUUCUGCUGGUUACUAAGGUACUAAUUUAUGCCUUGCUCGUUCUGUGGUUUUGGAGCACUCCUGUAACAACAGUUCGACGACAUCUUCUACAGCCCUUUGGAAAGAUGUUUUCCUUGAGGGGGGUUGAUUCUGCUACGGGCAAUGUUGUGGUUGGAAUACUCCCAUGGCUGUUUCUGACCUCCCGGGUCAGCAAGUUGCUGUGCCAAAAAUUCAGCUUCGUGCUUCUGCGUCCGUAGCCUACUCUCAGCAAGUCAGCAAGUUGCUGUACCAAAAACUUGAGCCUCGUACUUCUGCUGCGGGCAUAGCAUUUUUUUUAACCCCCACGAGUCGAUCUUCCAUUUUCCACCAGAAUAGGGGUUAAUUUUUUUAUCACAACUUGUUCAGUUUGUUGACGUGUUGCACCCUUGUGCUGACGUGCUGGGACGCGGUACACAAAUUUUGCGUUCGAUGUAUAAUCAAUGUUGUUGUUGGCCUGUCA
This is a messenger RNA of Panicum hallii, 857 nucleotides long. RefSeq lists its product as uncharacterized. The transcript has 7 exons. Lineage: Eukaryota; Viridiplantae; Streptophyta; Magnoliopsida; Poales; Poaceae. The coding region runs from base 94 to 615 and encodes 173 amino acids. Gene Ontology annotation, biological process: tail-anchored membrane protein insertion into ER membrane. The record is from RefSeq and is a predicted model, not a curated record.